Messenger RNA from Cordyceps fumosorosea ARSEF 2679, 1980 nucleotides. Its product is annotated as Wings apart-like protein. The record is from RefSeq and is a predicted model, not a curated record. Gene Ontology annotation, biological process: regulation of chromosome condensation. The transcript has a single exon. The coding region runs from base 1 to 1980 and encodes 659 amino acids. NCBI's taxonomy places the organism in Eukaryota, Fungi, Ascomycota, Sordariomycetes, Hypocreales, Cordycipitaceae.
AUGCAGCCUGCUCGAUCGGCCAUGAAGCACAACGCCAGUAUCUUCGUUGCGGCCUCAGGUGCCACCGAUGACGAUAUAUACGAUUUCCCAACCAGUCGCGAAACGACACCAACAUCGCUAGUGGAGGGAGCGUCGCAAGCUGGCGCUCGGAGGAACAAUGAUAUCGGGAAAAAAAGAAAGCACUCGUCUGCAUUCUCAGGCGCAUCAGCUUUGAGGCGACCACAACCUUCGCGACCUCAGUCCAGACCUACAUCUGGCUCUGAGGUCGCGCCAAAAAGAAUAUUAUCAACGACCCCGUCGCUACCGAAGGACACUCAACGGGAGACACUGCCUAGCAGGGGGGUACUGUUGCCGGCAGCACCGAUUCGAGAUACGAAGACCAUUAAUGUCCCCGAAACUUCGAAAUCGACGCUUCUAGACAUACCCAAGCCGAUGAAGCCCGCUCCACGUCGUCAGCGCUUGAUUGACACUCUAGCCGCGCAAAGAGCCGAGAGUCCAGGGUCAGACCACAACUCAGACCCGGAGUCCAUUUCUGGUUCCGAAACGGAUAUUUCAAAGACUCGCACAUCACAUAAUCUCGGAGAAACAGCCAACAACAGCCCGUCACCGCGAGUUCGACUUGGGGCGGCUCGAACACCUGAUCGGCGGCCAGGGCCAACCAAGAGCAGAAAGAUAAAGUUGACUUAUAGUAGCUCAAGGAGCUUUUUAAGUACUUCUCAAAGCCAAACCGAUACGGCCAUGUUUGAUGAUGGAGGCGGUGUUCUGCCGGCGCCGGGCGACAAAGACCCUUUUGCGGCGUCUCUGAGCCCACCUACUGCCGACUACGACUUUGAGGACGAUCUAGAUGGCCCGAAGGUCGGUAUACAGAGUGUUCAUGAACUUCGCCGUGCCGGCGCCAAUAAUCGAUUUUCGGACGAAAUGGACGAUUUAUUAUCCCGCAUCGGUAAACCGUCCGCUAUCCCAUCCUCAUUGCGGCGAAACGCCCUGUGUGAGCUGGCAAACAAGCUGCAGCGCAAGGAUUUCGCCAGCCAAUUCCGGGAUCAUGCGGCGCGCGAUAAUGUUGUGAAGGCUAUUGGAAGCGAGGAAGACAUCAUAAGCGGGCUUGCCCUGACUGCGGCUCUCGUUGCUUUCUUGUCAUUCAACCCUGCUCCGCAUCUGCUUCGUCAGCUGACAACUGAGAGGAUUGGCAAACUUCUUACUCGGUUAUUCCAAGACCAGCGAGAUAUAUUGUACAUUGCAUCGGAGAAGCAUAUGAAUGUAUCACGAAUCACCAAAUCUUCGCUUGAAACUUUGAAGCUAUCCAUGCUGCAAAUGGACAUUUGGCAUGGAGAAAAGCCAGCGUCUCUCACACCUCGCACACUCGCAUUACAACUCCUCGUUAUUCUCAGUCGCUUCGCGGAAAUUCAGUGUCUUGAGCAUCUCACGGGCGACAUAGAGCACGAUGUUGUGAUGAUGGCACGGACUUACUCGAAGGAGCGACCGUCACGGAAUAUCGACUAUGUAUUGAUCAUUCUGGCUCUAGAGGCGCAGUCCAACCUGAUAAGCUUGGAAAGUGAACAAUAUGUCUCUGCCAUCAAAGGCUGUCUUCAGGCGACCCUUGAUACAUGGUUGCAACAAAACAAUGUUUUGGAUAAUACGACGCUCAAGUUGGCAAUAAAUAUAACAAACAGCGAAACUGGGGCAUCUGUGUUUGAUGAUGGCCCUCUACUUUCUAAGCUGGUAGCCUCGAUAUCGGAAGGCUUAUCUCAGAUUCAAAACACCCUCCAGAAGGGUAGCUUUCAAAACAAGUUGUACGAUGAACUACUCUUGAUAUUAGGUAUUCUUAUCAAUGUCCUCGAGCACUGUCCGCUGGCACGAACGUCGGUAGACGAGGGCUCCCUUGACACAGCUACUACUCUUUGGCUAGGGAACAUGUCAUUCGUCAACAAUGUGAGUCUAUAUCCUAAUACAGCCCACGUUUGCAUGCUAAUUGUUCCAUAG